Malus domestica (apple) is the source of this 687-nucleotide messenger RNA. NCBI's taxonomy places the organism in Eukaryota, Viridiplantae, Streptophyta, Magnoliopsida, Rosales, Rosaceae. The record is from RefSeq and is a predicted model, not a curated record.
AUGGUCGCUGUUGGUGGCAGAGGCGAUGGUUUCUUUGCUGUUGUUGGCGGAGAAGACGGCAAAUAUCUUCAAUGGUGGAGAAGAAGAAUGAGUAUUCCGUGGCUGGAAGAGUUGACAGCAACAAGGAUGGAGAAGGUGGCAAAUGUCUCCAUUGGUGGAGAGGAGGAAAGAGCAAGCCCAAUGACAGCCAUGACUUCUCUCAACUUCUCUAACAUUGAAACCCUAACGGGUUCCAAUUACAAGAAAUGGAAAGAGGACUUGGAGAUAGCCCUUGGCAUGAUGGAUUUUGACUUGGCUCUAAGGGAGGACAAGCCUGCUGCACUGACUGUUGAAAGCACAGCAGAACAAAAGUCGAAGUCUGCUCAAUGGGAGAAGGCAAACAGGAUGGCCCUUAUGAUUAUGAGAAGGUCCAUGACAAGCAGCGUGAAAGGUGGCAUUCCAAAGAGUGACAGUGCAAAAACAUUCUUUGACGCCAUAGGGAACAAGUUCAAGGAAUCUGAAAAGGCUGAAACUGGAAAUUUUCUCACGAAAUUGACAUCCAUGAAGUUCGACGGUGUUGGGAGUGUGAGAGAACACAUUCUGAAAAUGUCAAACAUCGCACAAAAGCUGAAAGAACUGGAGCAUCCAUUGACAGACCAGUUUUUGGUGCAUAUGGCACUGAAUUCCUUGCCUGCACAGAAGAGUUGA